Messenger RNA from Tigriopus californicus, 1703 nucleotides. RefSeq names its product period circadian protein-like. The record is from RefSeq and is a predicted model, not a curated record. Bases 255 to 1358 code for a protein of 367 amino acids. Lineage: Eukaryota; Metazoa; Arthropoda; Copepoda; Harpacticoida; Harpacticidae. The transcript has 2 exons.
UCCGUGAGACAUCCUCACGAUCCUCACAUCAACAAAGCCAGCAGAGCCGGAAAAGAGCCAACGUCAAGCUCAAUGAUCCGUGAUCCUUGUCUCGCCCUUCUCGUUCUCCUCAGGCAUUUUGGGUUGAAACCGUUGAUACUGAUCAAUCCAGCAUCCCUUCCAUGAUCGACAUCUUUCCCGUGCUUGACAUCUCGAAAUCGGCCUAGCACGGCUAGAAAAUCCCCAUUAUCGAGGUGGGGCAAUCAGGACGAGCCAUGGCGUCCGACGGGCCCAAGCCACUCUCGGGAUUCUCAUCCGCCUCCCCCACGGCCCCUGGCACUGGCAAUGGCCUCCGCAAUGGCCUUGGCACUGGCCUUGGCACUGGCCUUGGCACUGGCCUUGGCACUGGCCUUGGCACUGGCCUCGGCACUGGCACCAGCCCCCCGGGCAGCCGGUGUUUAGGUUGUGGCAUGACUUGGGACUCUGCCCAUUUCCAGAGCUUGUCCGCUUUUCACUCGUCGGUGCGACAACAUCAGAGGAUUUGUCAGGACAUCAUGGAAACGGAUUCCGACUGCUCUGUCCACUCGUCAGAUCGUAGCGAUAUUGAAGUGUCCUCGGGGGAGGAAAUCCCCCAUUGGCCCUCCAGUGCCAAUGCUCAUGGCGGGUCCGGGCCCGGUGUGUCCGAGGAGGAGACGGAGGAUGAAAUGCCGCAGGAAUGUGACAACUGCGGGCGUGAGUUCGAUGACGAGCCCCAGUUCAAAGACCACGUCCUGUAUUGUCCCAAAAGAUACAAAUGCGUGUUGUGCCCUUGCCCGCCGCUAACGUGGGACGUGUUUCAAACUCACGUCUUGUCCCACCCCUCAGAGGACGAUGAGCACAAGUUGAAUGGGACUUCCCGCCCAAGUUCCGCCUCAGCCAAACGGGCCUUGCCAUCUGAAGGAAAGAGGACGUCGAUCAAAAGGAACAGACCCUACCCAAAUCCGCUGGUAGAAUGUGAGGAGCCUGCCCGUGGACCACACGCAACGGGCGUCUUAACUGCUCCCAUUGUGACCUCAAAUUUCAAUCAUGGUCAUGCUCUUCGUGAAGGCAACAAAUUCCAUUCACAUCAUUCAAAAUUAUCAGAUGCGACGAGCCAACCGCCAAUUAGCACCCCUUGUGGACCAUUCAUGGCUCAAUGUUAUGUAUCCCGGGCUGCCUCUGCCUCUGCCUCUGCCCCUGCCUCUGCCUCUGCCUCUGCCUCUGCCUCCCCCAAGUUGCCAUCGUUGUUAUCAGAAUCAAUCAACCACAGGGAUGAAGCGCCGCACGCCAAUCCAACAACAGUUACUACUGUUUCCAAUCGUUGUGAAGGGUCUUAUUCGUUCCAGGAUCACAUGACUUGAGCCGCCAUCAUGAGGAAACACAGCAUUAUCAAACUUGAUUUGUGCCGUUGUGCGCGACAAAAAAAAAGCGCAUCGAGAGGAAUGCCGGAUAUCUGAAAAUGGAGCUUAACUGGCAAAAAAAGUCUAAAAAAUAUCGAGGGCAAAGGAAGUUGUUCCCAAAAAGUGGUGCAACUAAAGCUUGAAAGGCUUUUAUUUUUCUUCAUUCAACAAUUGGAAGGCCAAAGGUUUAUAUCUUGUGGGCACUGGGUGUAGGCGUCUACUCAUGCCAGGCAGGUUAUAAUAAUUUCUUCUUAGGCAGGAAAUGUAAACCUUGAGAAAUAUCAGUUAUUUAUUUUUUCUCUUAAA